UAAAGGAGCAACCCUCCACCGAGUGGUCUCAGUGUCUCGACGAGCAUAAUGAGUGAAAGGUGGCGUUUCGUCGUUGGGCGGACUAUAGUGGUUGUACUGCUCGUAGGAUAUUUCCCACCAGAUACGAUACAGGGCACGGUGAACGAUGAUCAACAAGAGCGAUGUAUUACGAGCUCCAAUAAGGCUGGUUAUUGUAUGCCGAAAGCGCAGUGUCACGAUCAGGAAAUAUUUGAUCUUCGAACAUUGCAAUCCUGCUCGAACGUCUCGCAGUACUGUUGUCCGAUAGUGGCGGACACCUCACCGUCAUGGAGCAGAAGGAAACAGUUCACCGAAUGCGACAGUAAUCGGGGGUACUGUGUAGCAAGUGGCAUGUGCAGUGUACGUACUUUUCGUUUGCGGUCAAAUAGAUGUCCUACGUUUGAGGAAGUGUGCUGCCCCAAGAAUGCAUUUCCGCCCGAAAAGUCGAUAGCGACCACCGAAUCAGCUAGAAUCGCCACUACUACCACAACUGAAUCUCCUACCAGUACCAGUACUGUGGCCAGCACCAGUACUACGACUCGGCAAGCUGUUACUCCUACAACGACCACCGUAAAGUCGACAGAUUAUCCAACGACGACGACGACGACGAUAACUGCCGGUCUGGAUGGGGGUGAUGCCUGGUCAUCAUCCAAUGGAAGUAAAAUUAAUGGGUUGAGCGAGACAGCGCCGACAACCGAAUCAUUUGGGCCGGAAGGGAUCACAGUUGUUGAACCGAAUGAAGAGAAUGAUCCCACCGACAGUAACAACGAUACGAACUUGCAAGAAAAUUCUGUCCUUACAAUUUCCGCUAGUGGUCCCCCACCUAAUCUAUCCGAUUCUAACAACACGCACAACACCUCCUCAUCCUUAUUGUCAGAAUUCACCCCCGAUAGCUUCACCUACCAUGAGUGCGGCCAUCGAAAUCCUUUCGGUGUUGUUGAGCACACGAUUAAUGAAGAGUUUCGAGCGGAGUACGGAGAAUUUCCCUGGAUGGUCGCAUUGUUUGAGCUCCCCGAGAUGCGCUAUUGCUGUAAUGGGGCACUGAUCGACAGCAACCUCGUCUUGACAACUGCACACUGCAUAACCCACUGUGGAGGCCAAGCGGCCCAGCUAGUAGUGAGGGUUGGCGAAUGGAACAUGAGUUCUUCAGAGGAAACCAUCCUACCCCGGGAAGAUAUCGGUGUACGGAGCGCGCACAUCCACACUGGGUAUGUCCCAUCCUCACUGAUCAACAACAUUGCCGUGCUGGAAAUGAACGAGUCGGUACAGUAUCAGGCCACGGUACAGCCGGUGUGUUUGCCGCCCGCAGAGCAGCUACGAAGCAGUGAAAACAUGAUGGCUACCGGAUGGGGCGCCAUGGUGGGCUUGGAUACUGCGUACACUCCCAUACUGAAGCGACUCGAUCUGCAGCGCGUGGAAACGAGCAUCUGCAAGCAGGAGCUGAAAAAGGGGCAUAGUCCGUUCAAGUUCACACUUCAUCAAAGCUUCGUGUGUGUCAGCGUGAACCAUCCGGAUCAGGAACGGCCGUGUGAUGGGGACGCUGGGUCUCCGGUUGUGGUCGAAAUACCGGACACGAUCGAUCGCUACUACCUGCACGGUUUGGUGUCGUGGGGUUACGGUUGUAAUCAGAACCGGAUCAAGCACACAGUACUGACGCAUGUGGCCUCUUUCCGACCUUGGAUAGAGCAGAUUAUACGAAGGCUAAAGAGGGACAUCAACCCGCGUAAGGGAGUCAAAGGGCUCAAAUAGGCAAUAAGUACACCCCACGACAGCACGAUCGUGUGGAAUAAUUUCUACCAAGUUCUGGGUAAUACAAUAAAAUACUAAAUCUCGGGAACAUUUA
This is a messenger RNA of Anopheles stephensi (Asian malaria mosquito), 1861 nucleotides long. Its product is annotated as serine proteinase stubble-like. NCBI's taxonomy places the organism in Eukaryota, Metazoa, Arthropoda, Insecta, Diptera, Culicidae. The record is from RefSeq and is a predicted model, not a curated record. Gene Ontology annotation, biological process: proteolysis. The transcript has 2 exons. Bases 49 to 1767 code for a protein of 572 amino acids. Gene Ontology annotation, molecular function: serine-type endopeptidase activity.